GAAUAUACAAUAUUUUAUAUAUUUAUGUCAUUUCUACAAAUACUUAGCGACAUAAUAGGAUGGACUUACUUUGCUGCAUGGAGUAUCAGUUUUUAUCCAUAAAUCUAUGAAAAUUGGAAAUUGAAAAAGUAUCAUAUAACUUAUAUCUAAGUGUGAAUGGAUUGAGUGUUGAUUAUGUGGGCUUGAACAUAACAGGAUAUAUCUGUCUAUGCAUUUACAGCACAGCAGGAUAUCUUGAUAAAUCUUUGGAAGUUGGCACAAUUCACCCUGAAGACUUGGCCUUCGCAUAUCAUGGCUUAUUGUGCACAAUGAUAAUAAUAGGCCAGAUGAUCUUUUAUCCUGUAUUAAAUCCUUAGAUUACAGUUAGGAGACAAUAAAUUAUCAAUAUACAUUAUAGCCAUCUUGGUUUUCCUUUGGACCCUUACGCCCAUCUAUUUCUUAUUGACACAAGUAGAUUAGUAAUGAAAUAAUUAGACAUUCGAUGUAUUCCAUGUAUCAGUUAGUUACAAUGCAUAUAGAAUGAUUGGUUAUGACAAAUUGCUGAUAAGCUUUAUUAAGUACAUUCCAUAAGUAUAUUGGAAUUACUAAAGAAAGAAAACAGUAGGUUGGAAUAUUUGGGUAAGUCUUUUGGAUAUAACAGGUGGACUGUUAUCUGUUUUAUAAACGAUAAUGGAUCAAUUUAUUUAAGAUGGUAAGCUAUGUCUAUAAAAUAGAUAACAAUGAGAUUAACCCAGUUAAAUUUGCAUUGGGAUUGCUGACAAUUGGUUUCGAUUCAAUUUUGAUCUUCUAACAUUAUUUUCUAUAUCCACCAAAGAAGGAAACUUAGGUUAUGGAUUAUGUCACUAUGAAAGAUAAUGGAAUAGAUGAUAUAUGAUAAAUACUAGAUUAU
Messenger RNA from Paramecium octaurelia, 889 nucleotides. Lineage: Eukaryota; Ciliophora; Oligohymenophorea; Peniculida; Parameciidae. The record is from the annotation of a GenBank genome assembly.